CAAACAUCUCGCCGAAACCACGAAUCCUCAUCGACACAAACACCGCCGCCAUGCUUCCCGUCCGCGUCUCUCGCACCGCCCUGCCGGCCUUCCGCCGCUCGAUGCAGCGCCGGCUGCAGUCCAACGUCGGCACGCAGAACAACACCUUCAACAAGGAGCGCCAGGCCGUGAAGGACCACGCUGCUGCGACCAGUGACCUCUGGCGCAAGCUUUCCAUCUACGUUGUCAUUCCCUCCCUUAUUCUCGCCAGCGUCAACGCAUACCGCCUAUGGAACGAGCACUGGGAGCACGUGGCUCAUGGCCCAGCCCUUGAGGACAAGGUUGAAUACGCAUUCCAGAACAUCCGCACCAAGAACUUCUUCUGGGGAGACGGUGACAAGACUGCCUUCUGGAACCCAAAGGUCAACUACCACAAGCCAGCCGACGAGUAAAUUACGCAAACGCCAAAUCGAACCGAUUUUCCUUGAGUACGAAUGAAGAGACGAGAGCCGUGUGCGAGCGGACAACAAAGGAGUUGGCUUGGAGUUGAAGGUGGAUGUGUACAUAUAGUACUCCCAAAUGCAUCAUUCGAAGACAUAC
Messenger RNA from Zymoseptoria tritici IPO323, 579 nucleotides. RefSeq lists its product as uncharacterized. Gene Ontology annotation, molecular function: enzyme regulator activity. Gene Ontology annotation, biological process: mitochondrial electron transport, cytochrome c to oxygen. Gene Ontology annotation, cellular component: mitochondrial inner membrane. The record is from RefSeq and is a predicted model, not a curated record. The transcript has 4 exons. NCBI's taxonomy places the organism in Eukaryota, Fungi, Ascomycota, Dothideomycetes, Mycosphaerellales, Mycosphaerellaceae. The coding region runs from base 51 to 431 and encodes 126 amino acids.